AUUGCUCUUUGCCUGAAAAACCUGAUUUAUUUUAAUUUUUGGCCAGUUGAGUUUGCAACAUCUGCAAUACCAACAACAGAAGAAAGGACCUAGUGAUAACUUGUAUUUUGAAAUCACGAUGUGGUUGUACAUUCUUCUGGUGGUGAGUGUAUGGGCCGUAUCAUCACAUGGUAAAACAUAUUUUGAAGAACAUGCCACAGUGAGAGGAAAGCAAGGAAAAACUGUCACUCUACCAUGCCAGGCACGGCAGAACCCUGAGAACUUCGAAGGCGGAAAGGUCACUUGGACGAAAGAUGGGAAGGACUUUUCCAGCGACGGUCGUUUCAAGAUUCUCCCCGGGAAUCAACUGAGGAUUGACAACGUCAAGAAGGAGGAUGCUGGCGACUACCAGUGUCAGAUCACAGUCGGCGAAGAACAGACUUCAGAGCACAGUAUUCUCAGAGUGAAAGGUGAGCCCAGUGUACCAGUCGACGUCAAAGUGGACUGCACAACCAAGGCUGACGAACACAUUGCCAUUCUGACCUGGGACAUCAAUCCAGUCGAUUUCAAUGCCAAGAAUCGUCUAACAAGGUACAAGAUCCGUGUCAUCAACACACUGAACCCAACUGCCCGGCAGACGCAGUUCCAGGAUGCCGAUUACGCGUCACGACGAUUGAUAAAACUUGCCCCUGGUGCACCUUACAGAUUUGAGGUUAUGGCCCUCAAUGAGGAAGGACCUAGUCCAGCUGCUCAAACAACUGACACAUGUCAAUUUUAAUAAUGCAUUUCUUAUGUCCACAUCCACAGAAAGCAGUUUGGUGUUGCCCUAGUCCUUUCAGAUGCUAGCUGAGUUUGCAGUGCUCGGAUAUAUCUAUCAUGCCUGUGGCAUUCUACAGCUGUUCAUAAGGUACGGUUGCCCUCUAAGGACGAAUUCUGUAUUUCGUAUAUCAUGCUGUUAUUGUUUACUAUCAGAAAAGCUUUAUCACUGCAGUGAAAUAACAGACAAAAGACUGAGUAGGACCUUGUGGAGUUUCAUUGGACUAGCUAAGUGCAUAUAGCUGGAAACGGCAUUCUGUCUCAAAAGUUUCCUGUCAUUGACUGUAAAUCACUUCAUUUUAACAAAAACAUCCUUUUCUGAUUUUGCUUCCAUCUGUUACUGUGAAUGGGUGUAUUUUCCAAUGAAAAAAGCUUCAGGUUAAACAUUUUCAUGCCCUGUACGCCUCUCAUGAAAAUAUUAGGCUCAUUGAAAUGAAGCGGUUUACAGUAUAUCCAUGCCAUAUAUGCAUACAUAAACUAUGUACGCUAGAUUAAAGCCAUGAAAGUUAACAAA
Messenger RNA from Lineus longissimus, 1309 nucleotides. RefSeq names its product peroxidasin homolog. NCBI's taxonomy places the organism in Eukaryota, Metazoa, Nemertea, Pilidiophora, Heteronemertea, Lineidae. The transcript has 4 exons. The coding region runs from base 119 to 757 and encodes 212 amino acids. Gene Ontology annotation, molecular function: protein binding. The record is from RefSeq and is a predicted model, not a curated record. Gene Ontology annotation, biological process: cell-cell adhesion.